Penicillium salamii is the source of this 2211-nucleotide messenger RNA. The record is from the annotation of a GenBank genome assembly. Lineage: Eukaryota; Fungi; Ascomycota; Eurotiomycetes; Eurotiales; Aspergillaceae.
AUGCAGGGUUUGUGGUCCCGCGCUGUUUCAACGCAGUCCUCCUGCCGUUGCGUCGGGUGUCUGAGCACUACCGCCAAUGGGGUUACUUCACGGGCAGCAACUGCUGCUAGACAGAGACGACUUCGAAUUGGAAACUCCGUUACCGCGCUGUAUACUAGCAUUUUCGCCGCCGCCGCCCUUGCCGAUGCGAGCGUGAAGGAUCGACGCCGAAAUGACUGGGACGAAAAGAUUGCUGCCGUAAAGGCUGAAGUGAAUGAGUUGGUGGAUGAAGAGCAACGGAUUUUGGCAUCAUUACAAUCACGAAGGGAGCGUCGGGGUCUCGAUCGCUUAAUACAAGCGAGGGGAUUCGGCACCGUUCCACGCUUCCCCCUCGGUCCUCAAUCACUACCCGGAUUCAACCAAUCAAUGAGGACUUUCCACACUGAAAGAGGGAGGUUCAAUGCGGCUGCCGCUCGCAUGGCAGAGAUCCAAACAACGGAGAAUGAACACGAGAUCGACGAAGCGGACGAGAGUGAAAUCUUCCUGCCCCAGGAGACAUUACCCAGCUGGGUUCUGGACGACGACCUUCGCCUCAAAGCCAUACAGAAACUCGCUCUCAGGCAAUUUGCGAUCCGAAUGCUAUUAAGACCUGCUAUCGCCCAUCGCUACUCAGGCAUUUCAAUGAACUACGCGGCGGAUUUCGAAACCCCCCAGGUCGAUGUUUCGCAGCUCCUUGAGGAGUUGAACCAUAUUAGAAUUCGCUUGAACACACUUAAGACCGAUCGAAGAGCUGUCUUCAGUGACGUGACAGCGGAAUAUGCUGCCAGUCAAUUGGGUGACAUGCAACGAGAGCGCGCGGCCCUCGAUUCCGAGCUCACCGACGACAUCCGCGCAUACACCAGUCAACACAUGUCUCUACAGGAGCUGAUUCUGCGUAUUUCAAACAACAUUUUGAGCUCACGGGAUCCAGAUCGACCAACGGCUUUCAGACACAUGAUCAUUGCAUUUGGUCAAACACGUCAAAAUGAUCUCGUUGAGAUGCUUCUGCGAACAUUGUUGCCCAAUCGGUUUUAUCUGAACCCCUCGCUUGUGAUAACCAUAGUCACGUUCUUCAGAAAAUCGAAAAACCUCAAGGACUUCGAUUUGUUCCUGAAGAUGUUGGGCGGAGAAGGUUACUCCGUAAACCUGGGGAGCAGGGGUGUUUACAAGCACAGAACGGUAAAUGGGUUGGACAUCAUUGUGCCGCCGCUGAACAGUACCAACCCGGUGAUCUACGCCGCUUUGAUCGGCGCUGCAUUGCGAUUUGACCAACCUGAGCGAGCUGACGCUUGGCUCCAAGCAGCUAGGAGUGGAGGCUUCUUUGAUAGCUGGGAAACGCUUUUCACAUAUCUUCGCUUUUAUAGUCUUCGCCGAGACUGGGAGAAAGGCGCGAAUGUCUUGAAAAGAGCCAUCACUUACCUGGUGUCGUCAACUGAUCACCGCGUCGACUCCGUGGAGAGAUUGCUGUCGCGAAUGGUCGGUCUUUGUGAUUCCUGUGACAAAGUUGAUGCAUCCGAGGCACUGGUAAAAGCGGCUGUACACAGCGGCUUCGACCCAAAGCUUCUGUCAAGACAGGCAGACUCAGCACCAUUUGUUCACCCCGACCCCAACCGGUGGUUGAGAGCCGCGAAAACCACACCGAAGGAGAAUGUUGACCGCCCAUUAUGGCAAAAGUGCUACGACUUCUCCAACACUUUUGGCGAGUAUCUGAGUGAAGCAGAAAUACCGGCGGAGAGCAAAUUCACCCACAAGAAUGCUCAACUAGCCAACCAACAUGCGGAUAAUGCCAUGUUUGCUGCCAUUGGCCACGGCCGAACAUCCAAAGGCACUGGACAAAGGCCUCAAGAGAACACAUCAAAUGAGGACAUAUCCAACCUAAAAAACGAAGUGGCCCACCUCCGUGAGCUGGUCUAUGAACUUCGCAAACACCAUAUCUCAACCUCUUUAAGCACAGAGUCUCCUGAUUCAGCCAAUCGUCUUGCUCCUUGCCCCGAACAACCCGCACCCGUCCAUCUGUCACACACCAAGAGCGCUUCUGGCAUUCGGAAUUUCACCACCUCAUCGACAAGGAUCACCCUUGAUAAAUCACAAUCACCGUCUCCCCAGAUACCCCGAAAACGCAACACGCGGCAAGCAAGCCGCGCAAACCAAGCAUCCGUGAACAGCACGACUCCCAUUGCCUCUCAGAUGUGA